This is a messenger RNA of Letharia lupina, 246 nucleotides long. RefSeq lists its product as uncharacterized. Bases 1 to 246 code for a protein of 81 amino acids. Lineage: Eukaryota; Fungi; Ascomycota; Lecanoromycetes; Lecanorales; Parmeliaceae. The record is from RefSeq and is a predicted model, not a curated record. The transcript has a single exon.
AUGGCUGCCGUUGGACCACAGUAUAGUCGCCGACGGUUGGGAACCAAACCCAAUUACAACGAUGGGGAGGUCAGGUCGCUCAUGUUCAAUUUCGUCAGACAAGCGCAAACACUAAAAGCAGAAAAUGCAAAUUCGCAGUCCUUCAUUACUGCCAUGAAGAAAAGCUUUCAGAGCCUCCAACACGGAAAAGCAGACACGAUGCAACAGGUCCAGCGCGAUGAGGGUACAGAAGGGCCAGCAGAUUGA